This is a messenger RNA of Ostrea edulis (European flat oyster), 1759 nucleotides long. RefSeq lists its product as uncharacterized. Bases 107 to 1018 code for a protein of 303 amino acids. The record is from RefSeq and is a predicted model, not a curated record. The transcript has 2 exons. Lineage: Eukaryota; Metazoa; Mollusca; Bivalvia; Ostreida; Ostreidae.
GUCGUCACUGCUGGAGUAGAACCCUGCCUCUGAAAGAGUCUCAUCCGGAAAUUGAACCGACUGCUAGAGAACGAGGGAAUAUAUCGCCCCCCUGGGAAAAUCAUUAAUGUUCUCGCCAGUAAGGAUGUUUUUGCUUCUGCUAACACUUUUGGUUAAGAUGUCGGAUUGUCAGAAGCCGUGGAACUCAGGGAUACAGAGCCACCUACAGGCGAAGGGCGGGUUCACGCACCGGAAGUCGCUGGGAAUGAAUCAUUUCGUGGAUCACACUGUAAAACCCACGCAUCCCAUAACACUACAAACAGGCAGAAUUAUGUUUACUACACCCUCACCGCACGUACCUGCCUCAUCGCACGCACAGGCCAGGACACAAGCACCAAAUGCCAUGCGCAACUCUGUGUAUCCGUUUUUUAAGUCUCAAAGCAAAACUCCCGAAGUUGUGAUGUCUGAACACCCCGUUUCGUUUAGAAAGGCUGUGCAGUCUCAGAAGACAGUAUUGUCGAAUAGAAUAAAUACUAGUAAAAACCACGUAAUACCCAAUGAAAGACACGCAGAGACGGGAUGGGUUGUUAUAAACCAUGGAGAACAACUGCAACAUAACAAAAAUACAGGGAUCAGUAGAAACAUCAACCGCUUCUUCAGGCGUAAUCAGAAUAUUGUUAGCAUGAUCAAACCUGCUCAAGGAAGAUCUCGAAAUACACCUAAAAAAGAGAUACGACCACCCAAAACAUCAAACACCGAGCACAGACACGCUCACGGCAGCGCCCCCUUCAAAAUGCACCAAAGGAGUAAUCUUCAAAUGAAUGCUUUCCAUCCCCUUCAGAGAAUUAGAAAGAAGUUUUCUCCGUACGAUAAGAUUCAGUCUGCCCUGGUUCACAUUAAAAACGAAGUACACAAUCAGCGUGGUAUGAUUGGACUGCUACAGAAAUCUAUCGACAAAAUGAAGCAUAUAUUUUCAACAAUGCAAGGCGAUAUUCAAAAAUUGGUGAAUUCAGUAGAUGUAUUGGUGAAAAUGCAGUAGCUGAAUUGUUCUAUAGAAUGGCGGUAGAUUUGGUUAUGAAUGCAAUGGUUUUUCAAUUAUGAUUCAUUCAUUUCAACUUUGGAUAUAUUUUCAAAUUCGCCGAAAGUGCUUAGAUAUAAAACUAACUUCAUGUAUUAUUUAUUUUUAAAAGCUAUAAUGAAAAACCGUUAGCGCCAUGUCAACUCCGCUUUUUUCGUUAAUUUUGUAUAAUGUAUAUAAUGAGAUAUGACAAAUAGAGCAAUGAAAUGUUUAUUUUUAACACUUUUAUGGACUCUAACAACGCUGCUCCUAUCUUUAACGUUUUACAAUUGUGUAUUUUCGGAUGAUUCUGUGCUGCUAUUAAUAUAUUAAUUGUCAUUGUUUUCCGUUUUUCCAACAGCAUAAAAUCUCAGACUUAAGAACUGUUAGUUUAAAAAAAUCAAAAUUACCCGCAAAUGACAUUUAAUUACCAUUAGCGGCGUGUAUUGCUGUAAUUGUGUUUCUGGUGAUGCCCCAAUGAUUUUUGAAGUCUAGAGAUCCUUCUCACAAACAUUCUGCAGCUAAGAUAUAAAAUAAUUUCAGCGACCAGCUAGGAGUUCAGAGACAUACAAGUUAUAACAUAUAGAUAGCCAUGUGUUUUCUUUCCUCACCAGAGAUUUUUAUUGCAACAUAUAAAUAUGUGAUCGUGUACCAUAUUUUCAUAUACAUGUAUAUUGCAUGUACAUUGGCUUAUUCGUGGUAUAAAUUGUCAUAUGAUGUAAU